AAAGCACCUUUGAUGCUUGCCGGGGGAUCAAAUCGAACAAUUCUCUCCUUCAAUACAACCUUCGACUUCAGAGAGUAAGGCACUCAAUAUCAUUUUCUUUGCAUCAACCAGCAUCUUCUCACUUUUACAUCUGCGUUUGCGGAGAGCCCACGCGUCAAGAUGCCGCGCCCACAGUACAUUAUCGAGCACAUGGAAGAGGACGACCCGGAUGCGCCUUCCACCUUCCCUCAGUGGGCGCUUCUCGAGUACCGGCAUAUGCUCACGCUCGUCGGAUCCUCCUCCGCGUCAUCUCCGUCAGACUCGUCGACAGUCCACUUUACUAGUCUUUCUAAAGCCUCCAUUGAGGACCUCCAGAAGGAACUCACAAAGAUCCAAGAGAGCGAGCCCGGUCCAUCAUCUGGACGAGCAGAGUUCAAGCUGCACACGCAAUCGAUCAGCAAUCUUAUGCAAGAGUGGGGUGUCUCACUAGAGAAGGUCUGCCUACUGGACCCAAAGGCGCCUCGUGCGAUCGAUGUAAGCGAUGCUGGCAAGUACCCAGCGCCAGCAAAACAGGCUGAGUGCGACACGCGCGACGGGCCAUUCGACUACUUCCUCUUCGGCGGCAUCCUCGGUGACGACCCGCCGCGCGACAGAACGGCUUCCCUGCGCACCAUGGGCUUUCCCGGCCGCCACCUCGGCAAGAUUCAGAUGACGACGGACACAGCGCUUGGAGUGACGAAGCGUGUCGUUGAGGACGGAAUGCAUCUCAACUUGCCACGGUCAGAGCAAGGUGCAUCGGAAGAAGGAGGACGCGGGAAUGGCGGCCUCGUCUGGGUCGACCAUCCUGAAAUCAAAUUUGGAGGCGGCGCGUCGGUAGAAAUGCCUUUCCGAUACAUGGCUGAGGAUGCAGGCGUAAAGGACAAGCGGCCAUUGAUGCCGCCAGGCAUGCGGGAACUCAUCAAGAGCGACCUCGAUCGCGCAUUUGAGUUCUGAGAAUGCACAGACUCUUCAUGCUCAAUCAUAUGCUUGUAACCUAGAUGACUCUUCAAUAAAUGCUGCAUGGCUUGGGCGCCUUUC
Messenger RNA from Tilletiaria anomala UBC 951, 1056 nucleotides. RefSeq lists its product as uncharacterized. Gene Ontology annotation, molecular function: protein-arginine omega-N monomethyltransferase activity. The transcript has a single exon. Bases 160 to 972 code for a protein of 270 amino acids. Gene Ontology annotation, biological process: peptidyl-arginine methylation. The record is from RefSeq and is a predicted model, not a curated record. Lineage: Eukaryota; Fungi; Basidiomycota; Exobasidiomycetes; Georgefischeriales; Tilletiariaceae.